Messenger RNA from Cryphonectria parasitica EP155, 753 nucleotides. RefSeq lists its product as uncharacterized. Bases 52 to 582 code for a protein of 176 amino acids. The record is from RefSeq and is a predicted model, not a curated record. The transcript is spliced from 2 exons. NCBI's taxonomy places the organism in Eukaryota, Fungi, Ascomycota, Sordariomycetes, Diaporthales, Cryphonectriaceae.
AUACCUAGUCAGCAUCAUUCGUAUAUCCUCAACACGCAAACUGUCGACAUCAUGAAGUUCUCCACGGUCAUUGCUGUGCUUGCUCAGGCGUUCGCCGUCUCCGCGGCCGCCAUCCCUGAAGCUGCCAAGCGUGACGAGGACUGGAACGCCGCGGCGUGGUCCAACUUCAUCAAGACGUAUUUCGAGGGUUCUGAGGCUGCCAAGCGUGAUGAGAAUUGGAACGCGGCCGCUUGGUCCAACUUCGUCAAGAGCUACGUUGACGGAGCCGAGGAGGCCAAGCGUGAUGAGGACUGGAACGCGGCCGCCUGGUCUAACUUUGUGAAGAGCUACGUCGAUGGUGCCGAAGAGGCCAAGCGUGACGAGAACUGGAACGCCGCUGCUUGGUCCAACUUCGUCAAGAGCUAUGUCGACGGUGCUGAGGAUGUUAAGCGUGAUGAGAAUUGGAACGCUGCAGCUUGGUCCAACUUUGUGAAGAGUUAUGUCGAUGGUGCCGAGGACGCUAAGCGUGAUGAGAACUGGAAUGCGGCCGCCUGGUCCAACUUUGUCAAGAGCUACGUUGACGGCGCUGAGGAGACCAAGUGAUUCAGGACAUACCUCGAUCUUUGGACCGGCUGAGGACGUUUGUCUACUACCAGGACAUUCGUUUCAUGGCCUCAAUAGUUGCUACAUGUAAUUAGUCAUUCAUUUGGGAAUAGUCCUCUUAGCACCAUGAAUAUGAUCUGUGGCUAUGCAAACACAUUCAUGAGACAACGU